This is a messenger RNA of Lineus longissimus, 5061 nucleotides long. Its product is annotated as guanylate cyclase 32E-like. The coding region runs from base 465 to 4403 and encodes 1312 amino acids. Gene Ontology annotation, cellular component: plasma membrane. The transcript has 21 exons. Gene Ontology annotation, biological process: cGMP biosynthetic process; receptor guanylyl cyclase signaling pathway; protein phosphorylation. The record is from RefSeq and is a predicted model, not a curated record. Gene Ontology annotation, molecular function: peptide receptor activity; adenylate cyclase activity; guanylate cyclase activity. Lineage: Eukaryota; Metazoa; Nemertea; Pilidiophora; Heteronemertea; Lineidae.
UUCCUGUGACAACAGUCGUCUGCUAAACUGAUCCAUGUCUUGACUGAUCGCAUUGAAAAGGACUUCCUUCACUGGAGCGCCGGGCGUAUUUUGUUAAGUCAUUUCACGAUGUGAAAGGUAAGAAAGGAGAGGCAAAUACAGAAUCAGUGACAUAAGAACAGCUUCUUUCCGUGGAAUGCACACAACAUCGGAUUAACGGCACUUAAGAGUUUGAAACGGUUUAUAUGGUUCCUCAUAAUUUGACGCUCUAAAUAUCUCUUCUGAAUACCAACCACCUGUUCACGAACAAAAGCCUACAAGGAUAAAUCUCCAAGAAGAACUGGUAACAACUAGAGAAAAAGACAGAUUUCACCUCUGUUUUUAGCAUCAAAUCAACCCGACCGAUGCCUGAUUCAGAUCAAAGGAAUAAUUCCAUGACUUUCAUAGGAUAAUUUUCUCGUCUUCUGAACAUUGUAUAAAGCAACAUGGCCUAUUCUGUCACCCACUUCUGGUGUUUUUGUAUAUUUCUAAAGUUGGUAACACUUGUAGGAGGAGAGGAAGAGAUUCUUAUAGGGUACCUGAUGGCAGAUAAGGGCAAAGCCAACAACCAGGGGAGAAUAAUAUCAGGAGCCAUCACCCUGGCAUUGGAUUAUAUCAACAAUAACCCGAAGUUAUUAAGCGGGUAUGAGUUGAAAUGCAUUUGGAAUGAUACUCAUGCGGAUACACUGAUAGGCACUUCUGCUCUUACUUGGCAGUGGAGGCAAGGAGCUGUGGCCUUCUUUGGCCCGGAGAAUGUCUGUGACACGGAGGCUAGGGUGGCAAGCGCUUGGAACCUUCCCAUGAUAUCAUAUAAAUGUGCUGACGAGGAGGUUUCGGAUAAAGAACUUUACCCCACAUUUGCAAGAACAUUUCCUCCAAUCACCCAAGUAACGAAAUCAAUAGUAUCAUUAUUAUUACACUACAAUUGGAGAAACUUUACUGUAGUAUAUGGUUCGGAGGACCGAAUGAAAAUGGUUGCGAAAUCUUUGUGGUUGCGUGCGAAACAGAAUAAUAUGACCGUGAAUGAAAAGAUAAUGUACACUGAGCCAUUCUUUGGCUAUACAUUCAGUGAGGCAAUCGCAAGUGGAGCUACUACAUCGAAUCAUUCAUCUGGAGGCAUGGAUGGUGUAAGCAAUAAUGAGUUCCCUGAUAUCAUCAGGGCUAGUGCUCCAAACACAAGAAUCUACGUCUUCCUUGGUGGCCAUAACGCGAUGGUGGAGUUCUUAGCAGAGCUAGAUAGACAAGGACUCGUUAGUAGUGGAGAGUAUUUAGUCAUUUAUUUAGAUAACGUUCCAGAAAAAUAUAAGGAUGAUCCUGACAAAUAUUUCAGAUAUAUAGCUGAUGAUCAUGAGACGAAUCGUAUCGAGUAUGCAAGCCAGGCCCUUCUGGUUGUGACCACAAGUAAGGCGGUCAGUGAUACCCAGCAAGAAUUCAGAAAGAAUGUCAUUAGAUAUAAUCAAAAGGAACCGUUUAACUUUUACAAAGGCCUACCUGCGGUUAUGGCGAAUACUUUGCACGUUCCUGUGUAUGCUUCCUACCUCUAUGAUGCUGUGAUGAUUUAUGCUCAUUCCUUAGACCAGGUGCUAAAGGAGAAUGGGUCGUUAAAGGACGGAAAGAGCAUUAUCCACAAAAUCAAUGGACAUUCGUUUAGAAGUAUUCAAGGUUUCGAUGUUCAUAUUGAUGAGAACGGUGAUGCUGAAGGGAAUUACACUGUCAUAGCCUUCGCCCAUAUCAAUGGCUCAGCCGCCAUGUUACCUGUUGGCCAGUUCAAGGCCACUGGCGGAGAGACACAACUUCCAGAGUUUAGCCUGCGACGUGGUUCUAAAAUCAUGUGGCUCGGCAAUAAAAAACCGGAAGCAGUACCAGAAUGUGGGUACCAUGGAGAAAUAUGUCUGAAGGAACCAACGUACACCAUGGAAAUUGCUUGCGGUGCUAUUGGUGGCGUUUUUCUUGUUUCUGCUCUUAUAGCCCUCAUGGUUUACAGGAACUGGCGAAAUGAACAGGAAAUUGCCGGUCUAUUGUGGAAGAUCAACAUAGCAGAUAUACAGCUCCUGGAGCAUGCGUCAAGGGCGUUCAGAGGCAGUAAGGCAACCCUUGUGACCAAUAGUUCCUUGCCAUCGAAUAUAUCUUUGGAACAUAUCUACACCAAAACAGGUUCAUACAAGGGACAGAUUGUGGCCUUAAAGAGAAUAGAAAAGAGAAACUUAGAAAUAAGUCGAGCUAUGAAGAAGGAAAUGAAAACGAUGCGUGACCUUCGGCAUGAUAAUGUCAACUCGUUCAUCGGGGCCUGCAUUGAUCCGCCACAGGUCAUCCUUGUGACAGAGUAUUGUUCCAAAGGGUGUCUCCAGGAUAUUUUAUGCAACGAUGACCUGAAGCUCGAUUCCAUGUUCACUGCUUCCUUGGUAAUGGACCUUAUAAAGGGUAUGAUCUUCAUUCAUGAGAGUGAUCUUCACGUUCACGGAAACCUCAAAAGUUCCAACUGUAUUGUGAACAGCCGAUGGACACUACAGGUGACAGAUUUCGGUCUCCACGAGAUAAGAUGUCCUGGGCCACACUCGGAGAAAGACCACAAGUAUUAUAGUAGUUUGUUUUGGACCGCUCCCGAAAUCCUCCGUCACUCGUGUCCCGUUUAUCGUACUCAGAAGGGUGAUGUGUUCUCAUUUGGUGUGAUUCUCUAUGAGAUAAUGAGCAGGAUGCAGCCUUUCGAGGACAUAGAUAUAGAACCAGAAGAAGUCAUUAAUAAAAUAAAGUACCCUGACGGAAUGUACUGCCGGCCUGAUAUCCUUCUUAUUGAAUGUCAGGAAUACGUGAUCAAGGUUGUUCAAGACUGCUGGGACGAGUAUGCCGAGAUGAGACCUGACUUUAGGACUGUUCGAAGCAGGCUGAAGCCCAUGUCUUCCGGAAUGAAAACGAAUAUCUUUGACAACAUGAUGGAUAUGAUGGAGAAAUACCAGACAAAUCUGGAGAAAUUAGUAGAAGAAAGAACAGAAGAAUUAGUUGUAGAGAAGAAAAGGACAGAGGCCUUACUACACAGAAUGCUUCCAAAAACUGUUGCCGAUUCACUGAAGAGAGGCGAACCUGUCGUACCCGAGACCUACAACAACGUCACCAUCUACUUUAGUGAUAUAUGCGGUUUCACAGCCAUGUCUGCUGGUAGCACACCUAUGCAAGUUGUUGAUCUCCUGAAUGAUCUGUACACACUCUUUGACUCCAUCAUCGCCAACUACGACGUUUACAAGGUGGAGACUAUCGGGGAUGCCUACAUGGUAGUCAGCGGCCUGCCUAUAAGAAACGGCGACAACCAUGCGGGCGAGAUCGCCUCAAUGUCCCUCCACUUACUCUCAGCUAUCAAAACCUUCAAAAUACGACACCGUCCGGACGAUUGCCUCAAACUCCGGAUCGGGGUCCAUUCGGGUUCUUGUGUUUGUGGCGUGGUUGGACUUACGAUGCCGCGAUACUGCUUGUUUGGCGACACCGUCAAUACAGCUUCGCGGAUGGAGAGUAAUGGGGAACCCUUGAAGAUCCACUGCAGCAAAGAGACGCGAGACACCCUGACCAAGCUUGGAGGUUAUGUGUUGGAAGAACGCGGUUUGGUCCAUAUGAAGGGUAAGGGUGAAGUGCUGACGUAUUGGAUCGCAGAUGAAGAGGUCGAAUACCGUCAGAAGAGGCUUCAGAGAGAAGGAACCGUAGACAGCUCUGGCUUGACGCCAACUGAACCAAUAAAACGCGGCAAAUACCGAUCAUUCGGGGGAUACACAGCUCAGAACGAACUGUGCACCCCAAAAGUGAAACUACGUGGCCAGAAAAGUGAUGCACCGGGGGAUAGGAAUAUCAUGAACAUUAUCCGUGAGAUGGGUUGCCCGGAGAAAUCCCCUCAGAAAAAUAACGCUAAACCCGAUACGCCGACGAGUCCGCGUUAUCAGAACAUCCUACGGGAGAAUUUGACUUCCUCGAAUCCGUCUCUGAAGGAACUGAGUUUUGAGAAUGAGCGGCAGGGCAGUAUAAAGCGGUUGAAGGCUAUGUCUCGGCGGGGCUUCUCCGAGGACGAGGCCAUGCGGUCAGUGAAGCGCACAUCUCGGUUCAGGCCAGAGAGGGCAAGUCCCAUCUUAGACAGGCCAAACUCUUUGGAUGUACCACCAAGUGAGACUGACAAACUAUUAGAGGAAAUCGAUGGAAAGAAUUUAGCUGGAUUAGUGUCCGAGGAGGCAAAGGAUGACUCGGUGUUUGAGUCUAAGGAAUCUUUAGAGUUAUCUAGUACGAAAGCGCAACAAGAGAGGACUGUCAGUGUGAGCACCGAGGGUGACGCGAGCUCUCCUCGCAAGAAACAUCCUAGUUCUGUUUCGUUUAAUAACAAGAAGAACAAACCUAUAUCAUCGCUUUGCUAGCUGGAGAGAGUUCGAAGUGUUACAUGUGCUGUGAUUUCCCUUCCACUUGUUCUCUCAGGAUUAGAGUAACACGAAAUUUCCACAUCAGUGCCGUUUCCACGAAGUGGCGAUAACUUCAAAUUAUAAAAUAAAAUACCUUCUUAUGAUUGGAAUCGUCGAGGAUUCCAUUGCCAAGUGCCUCUUUUGUUAAGAUAAAGUUAGGAACUAUUGAUAACUAGGAAGCAUUCUCUAGGUAGCCAAUACGCCGUUGACGCAAUGAACUUGGCUGUCCAACUGCAUUUUCCCUUAGCUUCAUUGUGUUUUGCCCAUUUUCUCAACAAGGAAAAAUGGCUCUGAAAAUUGGCCACUUGCCUCCUCGAUUAACCCAGUAAUGAUCUUGUUGAAAGAGAUAACGUAGGUGUGUGUUCUAUAUAGAAUCGGGUUAUAUAUUCACGAAGAAAACACUUUAAAGUAUCAAAUAUAAUGGUUUCCUUUAAGUGUCUGUAUAUCGUGCAACAACACAUGAAAGAUAAUGUAAAUAUUUGUAACAAGCUUUCGGCCAUCGCUGACGGUUUUUUUCGAAGUCAAGGUCCAUAAUUAAUAAUCAGAAAUGGUCUAAGUGAUAUGCUGUAUAUAUAUUGUGUAAAACCAAUAGAUCAUAAUAAGGAAAUAAAUACGA